This is a messenger RNA of Strongyloides ratti, 378 nucleotides long. RefSeq names its product V-type proton ATPase subunit G. Gene Ontology annotation, molecular function: proton-transporting ATPase activity, rotational mechanism. Gene Ontology annotation, cellular component: vacuolar proton-transporting V-type ATPase complex. Lineage: Eukaryota; Metazoa; Nematoda; Chromadorea; Rhabditida; Strongyloididae. Gene Ontology annotation, biological process: proton transmembrane transport. The record is from RefSeq and is a predicted model, not a curated record. The coding region runs from base 1 to 378 and encodes 125 amino acids. The transcript is spliced from 2 exons.
AUGGCUUCCCAAACACACGGAAUUCAACAACUUUUGGCUGCUGAAAAAAGAGCUGGUGAAAAGAUAAAUGAAGCUCGUAAGCGUAAAGCUCAAAGAUUAAAGCAAGCUAAGACUGAUGCUCAAGCCGAGAUUGACCAAAUCAAAAAGGAACAAGAAGCCAAAUUUAAAGAAUUUGAACGUGAAUAUCUUGGAUCAAAAGAAUCUGUUGAGGAACAAAUUAAAACAAAUACCCGUAAUACUCUUAAAAAUUUGGAAUCUUCUGUUGCAGAACACAAACAACAAGUUAUUAUUCGUCUUCUUCAACUUGUAUGUGACAUUCAUCCAGAACUUCACAGAAAUCUUCUUCUUAAAAAAGAACACGGAAUCGUUGAUAACUAA